AUGACCAAGAUACGCCUCCAAGUAUUGAAUAGAGACUAUCCAGCCACUACAGGCUGCCGAAACUCUUUCAAAUUCUGCCAAACAUUCUCAUUGGCAGUUCAGUAUAAUUACUAUGCCUACCUAGUCGGGAAAGCUGCAUCGGGAGGAAGCAUCUGCCAGGCGGGUCCAAACAAUAAACGAAUACCAAGUUGUCUACCACGUUUGUUGUCUACUCGAUUUGUCACUGUUCCUUUGCAGAAUCUGGAAGAUCGCAGAUCUGUGUUUGUUCCGCUUCUAGAGCUGGUGAACCUCCAAGCCUGGCAUUAUACGUGGGGUAGAGUAAGAAAAAUACGAGAGACGUUCAUGUCUGUCGUUAUUUGUGGUGUUUGA
Molecule: messenger RNA, 369 nt
Organism: Sclerotinia sclerotiorum 1980 UF-70
Lineage: Eukaryota; Fungi; Ascomycota; Leotiomycetes; Helotiales; Sclerotiniaceae
Exons: 2
Coding region: 1-369 (122 amino acids)
Source: RefSeq, a predicted model, not a curated record